Messenger RNA from Epinephelus lanceolatus (giant grouper), 2711 nucleotides. RefSeq names its product keratin, type II cytoskeletal cochleal-like. The record is from RefSeq and is a predicted model, not a curated record. Gene Ontology annotation, biological process: keratinization; intermediate filament organization. NCBI's taxonomy places the organism in Eukaryota, Metazoa, Chordata, Actinopteri, Perciformes, Serranidae. Gene Ontology annotation, cellular component: keratin filament. Gene Ontology annotation, molecular function: structural constituent of skin epidermis.
GAUACUUAGAGGGACUUGGCUCUCCUCUUAGUGGGCUCUACUUCUCUGCCAAACCUCUCUCUUUCUGCUCACCCUUUUCUCUUCCCUUUCAGAGGAAACAUGAAUGUACAGAGGGGUUCUUCGAGUAGUAUGAGAAUGACCGUCAGGUCCAGUGGAAGCAUGUAUGGUGGUAGUAGUGGUGGUGGUGGAGGUGGUGGAGGUGGUGGUAUAAACAGAAUGUUUACCUCUCAAUCUUUAAUGGGGCCAGCCAGAAGUAGGGUAAGCAUUGCCAGUGGUGGCACGGGAGGUAUGCGAUUUGGUGGUGGCGGCGGUGGCGGCGGCGGCGGCGGCGGCGGCGGCUAUAGCUAUAGUUCAUACCGUGCAAGUGGAGGUGGAAGUGGAGGUGGAGGUGGUCUCGGUAUUGGUUACGGUUUUGGUGGAAGUGGAGGUGGAGGUUUUGGUGGAGGUUUCGGUGGAGGUGGUCUCGGUAUGGGUCUCUAUGGUGGUGGAGGUGGUGGCGGACUUAUCAUACCCACUAUCCAGCAAGUAACUUGCAACCCGAACCUACUGAACCCCGUGGAUGUUACAAUUGACCCCACCAUCCAGACUGUCCGUACCCAAGAGAAAGAACAGAUCAAGACUCUAAACAACCGCUUCGCCUCCUUCAUUGACAAGGUGCGCUUCCUAGAGCAGCAGAACAAAAUGCUGGAGACCAAGUGGAGCCUGCUGCAGGAUCAGACCACCAGCCGCUCCAACAUCGACGCCAUGUUUGAGGCCUACAUCGCCAACCUGCGCAGACAGCUGGAUGGGCUCGGCAAUGAGAAGAUCAAGCUGGAGGGAGAGCUGAGGAACAUGCAGACACUUGUGGAGGACUUCAAGAACAAGUAUGAAGAUGAAAUCAACAAGCGUGCUGGUGUGGAGAAUGAGUUUGUGCUCCUGAAGAAGGAUGUAGACGGCGCCUACAUGAACAAGAUUGAGCUGGAGGCCAAGGUUGAUUCCCUCCAGGAUGAGAUUAACUUCCUCAGAGCUGUCUACGAGGCGGAACUGAAUGAGCUCCAGGGACAGAUCAAGGACACCUCAGUCAUUGUGUCGAUGAACAACAGCCGCGACCUGGACAUGGACUCCAUUGUGGCCGAAGUCAAGGCUCAGUAUGAGCAAAUCGCAGAGCGCAACCGUGCUGAAGCUGAAGGAUGGUACCAGGAGAGGUUCCAGCAGAUGCAGACUAGUGCAGGCCAGGCUGGAGAUGAAGUUCGCAACACCAAGGCUGAGAUCGCUGAGCUCAACCGCAUGAUUACCCGCCUCCAGAAUGAGAUUGAGGCAGUCAAGGCACAGCGCGCCAACCUGGAGGCCCAGAUCGCUGAGGCUGAGGAGCGUGGCGAGCUAGCUGUGAAGGACGCCAAGGCCCGCAUUAAGGACCUGGAGGAUGCCUUGCAGAGAGCCAAACAGGACAUGGCCCGCCAGGUCCGCGAGUACCAGGAGCUCAUGAACGUCAAGCUGGCUCUGGACAUUGAGAUUGCCACCUACAGGAAGCUUCUGGAAGGAGAGGAGGACAGAAUUGCCACUGGCGGUGGAGCUACAACCGUCCACAUACAGACCUCCGGUGGAGGCGGCGGUGGAGGCGGUGGCGGUGGUGGUGGCUACGGCGGUGGCUAUGGCGGUGGCUAUGGCAGUGGCUAUGGCCUUGGCGGCGGCGGCGGCGGUGGCGGCGGCAUCGGCAUCGGCAGCGGCAUCGGCGCUGGCGGCAUGAGCUACAGCAGCAGCACCAGUGGCGGCAUGAGCUAUGGCAGCGGCGGCAUGGGCAUGAGCAUGGGCGGCAUUGGCGGCGGUGGCAGCACAGUCAGACAGAGCAGCAGCUACACCGCCUCCAUCCGCCGUUCAUAAACAGCAGUUGUCCUCUCCAUCCUUCUUCUCUCAUUUUGUUCUCCACCUCUUGUCCCUCAACUCUUCCCGACAACAACUAAAAGCUUCCAUAAAACCUUUCACUUCUCUCCCUGGAGACAGAGCAGCCUCAGAAUAUUUGCAUUUGACAAUUUACAGCUGAUUUACGGCUGAUCCAUGCAAUGGAACAGCUCUAUUUGGCAUUUAGUUACUGUGUUGCUGCUUCCACUUUGGCGACACAUACCUGCAAAGAGUAAGAGAUUACAUCAUCAUCAUACAAGCAGAGGCAGAGAAAUUAUUAGACCAGAAACAAAGAGCAGCAGAGAUAUGAGUCAGUCCUCUCUUUAUUUGAUCAGUCAGCCCGGCUGUCUUUUGGUUGCUGGAUCUGCUGUCAUGCAGACGAGAGCAUACUUGUAGUGUCAUGGCAGAGAAUCCUCGCAAGGCAACAAUCAUUGCACACAAAAUGCAAACAGCAGUUCUUAGAUUUGCACAGAAGGAGGUCUGAAAGCUGUGGUUGUUCUUGACUUCAUAAAGCAAACAUGGCAAAACUCCUCUUUUCUGCAAUGUCUCCGCUGUUGUCUCACAGCUGUCAUUUUGCUGUGCUUUUUGACAUCAUCAAAAGCAGCCACAUAUAACACUUUCAUAUUGAUCUUUGGAAUCCUCUUUUUUCUUCUGCUCUGAGAGAAAGUGCUCUCUCCACUACAGCAUAAACAGUAAAUGGUGUUUUGAUCCUGCUUUACUUCCAUUUCCACUCUGAAUAAAAAAGAAACAUGGAUAGGGCUGACUGGAGUAACCAGAUUUAUUGUGAAUUUGUACCACCAAAACAUCUGGAAUAAAUCUGAUUUCAUAUUCAA